Messenger RNA from Phoenix dactylifera (date palm), 1425 nucleotides. RefSeq names its product transcription factor MYBS3-like. Gene Ontology annotation, molecular function: DNA binding; zinc ion binding. Lineage: Eukaryota; Viridiplantae; Streptophyta; Magnoliopsida; Arecales; Arecaceae. The record is from RefSeq and is a predicted model, not a curated record. Gene Ontology annotation, biological process: response to ethylene; response to gibberellin.
AAGAAGGAGCUAAACUUUCGCGGCUCUUUCGUUUCUACCUUUCUCCCUCUCCUUGUCCCAGAGGGAUUCGAAUCCCGAUCCAACCCAAAUUUAGGGUAAGAUCUUUUUCCAUCUAGGCCCAGCCCUAUAAAUCCCACGCCCCCCCCCCCAUCCGGGACGAUGGUCGGAUCGGUCUCCGGGGAUUGAGAGGGGGACGGGAGAUGAUGAGGAGGUGCUCGCUCUGCGGCAACGGCGGGCACAACUCGCGGACGUGCCCCAACCGCGGGGUCAGGCUCUUCGGGGUCCGCAUCGCCGAUGGCUCCAUCCGCAAGAGCGCGAGCAUGGGGAACAUCGCCCACUACGCCGGAUCCGGCUCCGGAUCCCCGGCCGACGGCCUCCCCGCCGACCACGGGGCCGCCGACGGCUACGCCUCCGAGGGUUUCCCCCAGGGCAGCCGCGAGCGCAAGAAAGGAGUUCCAUGGACUGAAGAAGAGCACAGAAUGUUUUUAUUUGGACUGCAGAAGCUUGGCAAAGGUGAUUGGCGAGGGAUAUCUCGUAACUUUGUAGUAACGAGGACAGCUACUCAAGUUGCCAGCCAUGCUCAAAAAUAUUUUAUCCGUCAAACCAAUGCCAGUAAAAGGAAGAGAAGAUCCAGCCUUUUUGAUAUCGUACCCAAUGAACCUGCUGAUGGUCAAUUUUACCCCAUGGACUCCCAAGAACCAGAAGCACAAAGCAACAACCCACCGCCAGCAACUCCAGCUCGGGAUGAGGAAUGCAAGUCAAUGGAUUCGAAUUCAAAUGAUGGAGAGGGAGCUGUUCUGAAGCCAGAAAGUUUGCCAUGCAGUUAUCCAUGGUUCUCUCCUUAUUCCUCGCCAUUCUUUCCAUUUCCUUUUUCAUGUCCAUCAGGUUACAGAGAAGUAAUUACCUCAGAAAAGACACAUGAAAUUGUUAAACCGACAGCAAUGCAUUCGAAGACUCCCAUCAAUGUCAAUGAACUUGUGGGCAUGUCAGCACUGAGCUUAGGAGAAUCUAAUGGCGAAGCAGGGCCGUCAUCAUUGUCAUUAAAGCUGCCCGGCGGGUCGGAUAGACAAUCUGCUUUCCAUGCUCAAGCUCCCUAAAAUGGUGGAUUCAAGUACGAGCCUGAUCCAUGCAGUCUAGUGACCCCGCAUUAAGAAAGCACCCCAAAACUGGAGGUGACCCCAGUGAUACAAGGUCUUUUUGUUUAUACAGGAUCAAUAAACUUCAAUCCUGACUAGCUUUUUUAGUGUACUAUAUAGUGUUGUAUAGUGGAGUUAUGACGUGGCACUUGAUUAUCUAAGUGGCUAACGUAUUGUUGAUUUUUUCUUAAUAAUGACUGCAAUUUUGGUUUUUAAGGAAUGAUUUCUUGAUUUCUGUAAGGUCACGACCCUGAUCCUAUUAUCCGAAAUGAUUUUAGCUCUCUGCAAA